Dioscorea cayenensis subsp. rotundata (Guinea yam) is the source of this 2005-nucleotide messenger RNA. Its product is annotated as UDP-N-acetylmuramate--L-alanine ligase-like. Gene Ontology annotation, biological process: biosynthetic process. The coding region runs from base 26 to 1819 and encodes 597 amino acids. Gene Ontology annotation, molecular function: UDP-N-acetylmuramate-L-alanine ligase activity; ATP binding. The transcript has 14 exons. Lineage: Eukaryota; Viridiplantae; Streptophyta; Magnoliopsida; Dioscoreales; Dioscoreaceae. The record is from RefSeq and is a predicted model, not a curated record.
AGAACAAGAAGAGCACGUUCAUAUCAUGCAUCAGAACAUGCAACACUUGCUAAUACCAGCAUCAUCAUCCCAUUUAGUUACCACAAUUCACAAAUUUUCACUAAAGAUGAGGUCUUUUGCUUUUCUAGCUACUACCAAUGCUUGUUUGCCCAUCAAUGCUCGGCCAAAUCGAGACCAAUGUAGCCGGAGACUAUGCUUUGCUGUGACUCCGUGCGGCCGGAGGAGGCUUGGCUUUACCGGAGGGUUUUGUUUGACCCCAGAAGGCCAGAACAAUGUGGAGCUCUGCAAGGAUGGUGUGUUUGAGGAUGAUGAUGGUGAGAAGAGAAAGAAGGAGUGGGUUCAUUUUGUUGGAAUUGGGGGAUCUGGGUUGUCGGCUCUCGCAAUGCUUGCGCUUCAGCAGGGUUUUGAUGUAAGUGGCUCUGAUAUCAUGUGGAGCAGCUUCCUGGACAAAUUACAUGAAGCCGGAGCAAGAUUAUACAUUGGUCAUUCUGCCUCAAACUUGAAAAGUGAAAAUGGAGCAAGGCUUCCUGAUGCAAUUGUUGUUUCUAGUGCUGUUCCUUCAGAUAAUGAAGAGGUUGUUUAUGCAAAUUCUGUCGGAAUUCCCAUAUACAAGAGAGAUCUUUGGCUGGGAAAGAUUACAGAGCAGUACAACCUUAUUGCUAUUAGUGGAACUCAUGGUAAAAGCACCACUACAGCAAUGCUUUCGUUUGUUCUGAAUGCCAUGGGGGACAAUCUUAUUUCGGUGGUAGGAGCAAAUGUGCCACAGUUUGCAGGAGGAAAUAUCAUAGCAGGGAAAGGCCCUAACUUUGUCUUGGAGGCUGAUGAAUAUGAUAAAUGUUUUCUUGCAUUGGCACCACAAAUUGCUGUGGUCACAAAUGUGAACUGGGACCAUGUUGAUACUUUCCCCGAUGAGGAGGAUAUUAAGAAUGCCUUCAGAGAAUUUGUCCAUCGAAUUAGAGCUGGUGGUCAUCUCAUUCUAUGUGGGGAUAGUGCAGGUGCUUGUGAUUUACUUGUAGAGGAUCAGCAGGGAAUUGUGCCAAACAUUAAGAGAGUGACAAAUGCUCAGAUAACAAAUCAGGGGUACUCUGUGACCACAUAUGGAAUUUCUAGUAAAAAUGAUUGGCAUGCAUCCGUAAUUACAUCCAAUUUACAAGGUGGCCUUGAUUAUGUACUGCAUCACAAGGGAUGUCCUGUUGCAAACAUCAGCCUACUGCUGACCGGAGAUCACAAUGUUCUUAAUUCAUUAGCGGUGAUUGCCACAAUUACAACAAUGUUUGAUGGCAAGAGGAAUAUGCAUGAUACAAUUAAUGCUAUAAGCCACCAUUUGGCCAUGUUCGUAGGUGUAUCCAGGAGAUUUGACUUUAUUGGAAAGGUCAAUGGAUGUCACAUAUACGAUGACUACGCUCACCAUCCAGCCGAAGUUCGAGCUCUUCUCCGAGCUGCUAGGCAAAAAUUUCCAUCACAGGCAUUAUGGCUGGUUUUUCAGCCACAUACAUACAGCCGUCUUGCUGCUUUUAUGGAAGAUUUCAUCACUGCAUUUACUGCUGCGGACCAUGUCAUAGUAACAGAGAUUUAUGCUGCUAGAGAAACUGAUAAUGGGAACUUCAGUGGAAGAGACCUCACAACUUCUAUCAUCGGUCCGUCAUCUGAGUAUAUACCUAAAAUGGACGAUGUAAUCGACUUGUUGGAAACCAAGCUACAAUCAAGUAGAAAUCAGGACGUUGUCGUCUUCACUGUUGGUGCAGGUGAUAUAACAACUCUGGGUCCUAAACUACUUGCCAGAUUGCAACAGAGUUCCUACUGUCAGAUGGCAGUAUAGUUUUGCGGCGAAAUUAUUCUUUGUAUUAUUAUUAUUAUUAUUAUUAUUAUUAUUAUUAUUAUGGAGAGUAGGAUGUUAAGACUGGAAUUUUUGUGUUGCGGAAGAAAUUUAUUAUUUAUUGGAGAAAACAGAUUCAGAUGAUUCAUGGUUUUAUGAUUAUCUGUUUAUGUCAACCAUGCCAUACCA